This is a messenger RNA of Lucilia cuprina (Australian sheep blowfly), 483 nucleotides long. Its product is annotated as putative protein TPRXL. The coding region runs from base 1 to 483 and encodes 160 amino acids. NCBI's taxonomy places the organism in Eukaryota, Metazoa, Arthropoda, Insecta, Diptera, Calliphoridae. The transcript has a single exon. The record is from RefSeq and is a predicted model, not a curated record.
AUGUGUAGUAAUACCUCAACAACAACUACCACCGGAACCAACAAGUCAACUAUGUCACUGCCAACGAUCGUGGCUAAUGCAACUGGUAUACCACAAUUUUCAACAGCAACAAUAACAACACCAACAACAUUGUUAUCAACCAGUAAUGAUAAUUUAAGUUUUAAUAAUUUAUCAACACUGCCCUUAUUUUUAACACCACCACCACCCCCUUCUUCAUCCACAUCUCCCAUUGGUGUAAAUAUUAAAUCUUUUCUACAACCAUCAUCAUCAUCAUCUCAUCACUCGCCCUCAUCUUCGCCACUUAAUAUGUCGACGUCAGCCCCAACAACAAAUGCAGGAUUCUUAACACCCAAUCCAUUCUUAAUUUCCAAUUCACCUUCACCACCCUCAAGAUACGAUCGCCGCUCUAAAUCACCAGCAACAUCAGUGUCAUCGUCACAGCCGUACAAUCAUCUUCCCCAUCACCAACACGUACAGAAAUAA